This is a messenger RNA of Temnothorax curvispinosus, 2397 nucleotides long. Its product is annotated as DNA-dependent protein kinase catalytic subunit-like. NCBI's taxonomy places the organism in Eukaryota, Metazoa, Arthropoda, Insecta, Hymenoptera, Formicidae. Bases 430 to 2397 code for a protein of 655 amino acids. The record is from RefSeq and is a predicted model, not a curated record. The transcript has 7 exons.
GCUGUAUGCAGCAUACUUAAUGGCGUGCUACGGUUUCUCAACUCCGAAAUUAAAAUACAAACAAAUAAGUUCGCUGAUAUAGCAGUGAAAGAAGCAUUUCACUUUCUACAAUUUUUUGUCGAAAAUUUUUAUACUACUCCAUGCUUUGUACGGUAUAUUCGUGGAGUUAAGGAUGUGUGUCAGUUUGCACUGACUGUAAAAUGUAAUCUUUAUACCAAAAAAGCCGCUUGUGAUGUAUUUACAAAAUUGAUAGAAUUAUUUGAAGGUAAUGCAAACUUGCAGCUUGGCGAGACAAUCAAGAAGUUUAUUAGAACAUUUCAUAUUAUCAGCCCAAAAGAAAGAAGAUUGAUAUUUUGCGUACUCGGUAAAAUAAUCAAGCACAAUGUAGGUGUCUGCUUGCCGCAGAAAUGUCUCAUUAUUUUCGACCAAAUGAAAUGGGAUGCGUUUAAGGAGUAUAAUCUUCAGACCAACAUACCCACUGACUUCUGUAUGUAUUUCGAUUCCCUUGCGGACAUGUUGGACAGUGUGGAACCACCGGACAACAUAAAGGAGACAUUUUUCCGCGAAUUUUACAAGUGGAUUAAGAACUUUAUCCAAUCAAGCGAACAGCAAAGGGCUAAACAGGAAAAAAGAACAGUAAUGGGAUCAGCGAUUAAGCUUCUAAAUCGUCAUAUGAAUCUGUUUCAAGACCUGCUGUAUCCUGAUUACAAGUACUGGCACGAUACCCUCCGGAGCUUAUCGCUCGAAACGACUAGUUACGGUGUUAGCGGACAGUACACAUUGAAAAGAUUUUAUCGAGUUAUCGGACAGAUUCUCACAGAUCAAAAUAGUGAAAAGAGCGAUUUAAAAUAUUUUUUGGAUCAUUUUCAUACAGAACUCAAAAAGAUUAACUUAGAUUUAAGCACAUUGCGAUUAGUCGUUUAUGGCUUCAGUCAAAUGGCUGCGCCAUGCAAAACGCAUCUGGAUGAAUCCAAUUUAAGAUCUAUGUAUUCCGAUAUAACCAGUUACGCGCUUCCUCUUUGUGCCAGUGAGCAUAGCCAUUCGACGCACAUAGAGAAUGUCUGUUGUUAUCAGGAAGCGCUCUCGGAAAUACUGUGUCACAUGACUGACGUUACAAUUGAAAAUAUUAAUGUCAUCGUAAAGCUUAGUAUUUAUACGAUCAAGAGAUUCUCCGAUUUAACAAUAUCUAAUAAGGUCGGUGUUUACACAUUGACCAGGACUAUCAGCAAUCUCGCGACCGUCAAUAAAGGUCUGCUGCAGCGAUAUCUCGAUACUAUAGUUUACGACGGCGUUGCGUGGAGUUGCUCGCAUACGUUGGCGCUCGACGCGGAGCUGCAACGAGAGCUGAACAAUCUGUCACAAUCGCCAGUAUGCUACAAGAAUUAUCUGCCACUAUGGACGGAGCUGUUGAACGCCGAGAACUAUCGCGGACACGAGGAGCUGGCGCAAUACGUAGCGAACACCAUGUUGGACGUGUGCAUCGCGUUGAUCAACCGGCUGAACAUACAAGUGAAACGAAAGAACGAGGACACCGUGCUGUCCGACGUGGCCCUCACUCAGAGCGCCGUGAAUCAGGCGGACUUCCGCGUGUUCGCGAAUCUCGUGGAUCUUUACGUGGACGUGAUCGACGCGUCAGAGCUACAGUUCGGCAACACCGUGCACAGAUUUCUCUACGAAGUCGUCCGAUUGUCAUACAGGUAUCCGCUGAUAUCCGGUUUCUACAAACUGGUUCGGGCCGGUAUGAAAAUCCUUGCUCAUAUAUCAGAAGAGAACAAUGCAGAGUUGCAACGGACGAAAGAGCUUCUAUCUAAUUACUUGUGUCACACUCUCGAUUUAAUCCCCGCGUUCUCUAACGAGCUAUUGAUCGCGUGCCUCUAUUUGAUCUUGGAUGCGCCCUUCGCGUACAUCGAGGACGCGCUAUCGCGCACACUGCCGGCGUUCAAGAUCGCGUUCACCGUCGGCCUGAGUAACCUGGAACUCGCGUACACCGCGCUCGCUACUUUGGAGACGUGGACGACGUCGACAACUGCACAGAAACGGGAGCGAGAUGAGCGAACGAACGAACUGUUGCGCGAGAUCGUCGCGUACCUGGAGCCGUACUUGCGUAGCACGGAGAGCUCCGUCGAGCUCUCACAGGACUUAACGACGGCGAGGAAGCGCGUGAAGCGCGUAGACGUGAUCGACACCGAGUGUACUCUGCGAAACUUUCAGCGGCGAGUUCUGCUGUUUCUCGGAUCACUCGAUCACGAUUUGCUGACGAGCUUCGUGCACGAGCGUGCUUCUCGCAGCACCGGGGCGUCCUGGGAUCACAAGAAUCUACUCAAGUACAACCUAUCGCUGCCGGACGCGCGACCGGUCAUCCAUUUCGAUCGGAUGCUGCCGCGAAUAAUUGAAUAA